UUGGUUGGCAAAGAUUGACGGAGGAGGUCGAUCAGUGCUUAAAUGUUGAUUUACGUUUAUUGCAUCUACUCACCGUGAAUUAGGCGUCUAUUUCAAUAUAUAUAUAUAUAUAUAUAUAUAUAUAUAUAUAUAUAUAUAUUUAUAUAAAUAUUAUAUAAAUAUUAUAUAAAUAUUAUAUAAAUAUAUGUGUGCGAUAUGUGGCGGAUAUAUUCGUUUAGUGUUUUCCUUCUGAUCAUAGUAUUUUCGACAUGCUGUUCAUCUGUCAAUGAGACUGUAUUUGUGAAUACAGAUAAGACAAAAUUCAAAAUAUUAAGUAUCUUCGGAUAUCUCGGCAAAAGUCACUUCGAUGUGUUUAAGCCGCUUUUGGAGGAGCUAGCCUACCGGGGUCAUGAAAUCACUGUGAUUUCAUAUUUUCCCCGAACCAAGAAUGCCAAAAUGAAGAAACCGCUGCCUAAUUAUAAGGAUAUCGAUCUGGUAGAUCCUAAGAUCGGCGUCUAUGUGAACAAGAUAGAUCUUCAACAAAUCAGUCAUUCAUUUCGUCCAUUCAACGAACUUUUUUUGUUGAAAUCCUUGGCUGAUGUAGCGUGCAAUGUCACUCUACGAAAUCCAGCGAUAAAGGAGCUCCUCCGAUCCGAUGAAAAAUUCGACGUGAUCCUCACGGAGAAUUUCAACACUGAUUGUUUUCUGGGUUUUAUUCAUCAUUUCAAAACGCCUUAUCUGACCGUUUCAUCGCAUCAAAUCACGCCGUGGACUAAUGAAGACAUGGGCAACGAAGAUAAUCCCAGCUAUAUCCCAAAUAUAUUUCUUGGUUUAACCAGGCCAAUGAAUUUUCUUAACAGAAUGAAAAAUACUAUGACAGUACUGUUUUUUAAGGCGUUCUACGAAUAUUGGAUUCGACCCGACGAUCAAGUCAUCGCCAACAAGGUGUUCGGUCCUGAUCUCCCAAAAUUAAAAAAGAUUGCUCAGCAAUCGAGCGCAUUGUUGGUAAACAUUCAUAGCAGUCUUCACGGCAGUAGACCUCAAUUGCCGAACGUAGUUGAGAUUGGCGGAAUUCAUAUUCCGUCUAAGAUUAAUCCGUUGCCAAAGGACAUAGUUGAAUUCCUCGAUAGCGCGCACGAUGGAGCGCUCCUAUUAAGCCUCGGUUCCAUGAUUAAAGCGACCACCAUGCCGCAGAAAAAGCUGGAUGCGAUAAUGAAGGUGCUUACCUCAAUUCCGCGAAAGGUUAUUUGGAAAUGGGAGGUUGAUGAUCUACCACAUAAAAUGGACAAUGUCAUGACCAGAAAAUGGUUGCCUCAAUUUGACGUGAUGAAUCAUCCAAAUAUUAAGUGUUACCUGGGUCAUGGCGGACUUCUUGGAGUCUCGGAGGCUGUCUACGUAGGAUUGCCGAUGAUCUUGAUACCGAUAUACGGCGAUCAGUUUCAUAAUGCGGCUGCAGUGAAGACCAGAGGUACCGCGGUAGAACUCUCGUUCAAUGAUUUGAGUGAACAAUCAUUGAGACAUGCUUUGGACGCUUGUUUUAACAAUACCAGUUACCGUGAGAACGCCCAGAGGCUUUCGAAAGCUUACCGUGAUCGACCUGCCACGCCGUUGGAGACGGCGGUAUGGUGGACGGAAUACGUCGCUCGGGGCAAUGGCAAUCCUUACUUGCGUAGCGAGGGCGCGGAUCUACCUUGGUACCAGUAUCAUCUCAUCGACGUCGCGCUCGUUUUGAUUACCGUCUCCACAGCGCUCAUCUACAUUUUCUUCCGGUUGAUCAAGCUGCUGCUGUCGUCGUUGCUUAGCGCCGUCAAAGGAAAAGCCGGAAGUCAGGCUGGGAAGAAGAGCAAGAAGAAAGACUAAUGACAGACGCGUCGAAAAAGGUAAUUUUCAUACGAUUGCGAUGUAUGGGGACUGGCUGGUAGCUGAGCAAUUUCUGGAUGGACGAGAACUAGGUCGACGCAAUGUCAACUCCUUUCCUAACUUCUGCUUAUCUCAACUGAGGAAAUUUCAGUAAAAUUUACAAUCGUAAGAAAAUAUGUACAUAUAUACAUAUAUAUGUAUGUGUGUAUGUGUGUCAAAGUCAAUAUAGUUUAAGCAAUAAAGAAUUAUUUAUUUUAUUUUAAUAGAUUAUUAAAAAUAUAAUCUAUAUAAUCUAAUAAAAAAAUCAAGUAGAUUGAAAAUAAAAAAAAAAAAAUAUAUAAAAUGUUAUAAAAAUUUAAUAAAAAUAUAAUAAAUUAUAGGUAUAAAACUAAACAAAAUAAUAACCAAUAACAAAAAAUAAAUAAUUAUAUUGAAUAAA
Molecule: messenger RNA, 2278 nt
Organism: Cataglyphis hispanica
Lineage: Eukaryota; Metazoa; Arthropoda; Insecta; Hymenoptera; Formicidae
Product: UDP-glycosyltransferase UGT5-like
Exons: 4
Coding region: 196-1839 (547 amino acids)
Molecular function (GO): UDP-glycosyltransferase activity
Source: RefSeq, a predicted model, not a curated record